This is a messenger RNA of Photinus pyralis (common eastern firefly), 2540 nucleotides long. RefSeq lists its product as uncharacterized. The transcript has 4 exons. NCBI's taxonomy places the organism in Eukaryota, Metazoa, Arthropoda, Insecta, Coleoptera, Lampyridae. The record is from RefSeq and is a predicted model, not a curated record. The coding region runs from base 161 to 1279 and encodes 372 amino acids.
GGUCACAUCCUGGGGGUGUUAAGACGAAAAACUCAGCACGAAAAGAGUCCAGCCGACGGGCAGGACCUCUUCACCGAAUCAACUCUUGCUGCCCCCGGACAUGUGCACGCCGGUAUACCGCUCAUAGUGGGAAGCGGGCCACAACGGCCACUCUCAAGGCAUGGAGGUGGAAGUUCGCGAGGGUGACCUCCGAGACUCCACCGCACUACUGGUCAACAAUACGCCCUCUAAUCUAGGGAUAGAUGGACCAGUAGUGAUAGUCCGUGCAGAAGAGGUGCUGCUUGUGGUCCUUGUCCUUACGCUGUGGGUGGCUGCGAUCGCCCUUUUUUUCAAUCGCUGGGGAAAGAUUAGGAUGUUGGAACCGUAUCAGCCGAAGUUUCAACAAUCUCAUCGACCGUCGUGUCCCUUAGCGCCCUUAAGUCCACCCGGAAUCACCCCCCAAGUGAGCACUGUGCAACGGCCACAGAAAUCGAUCUGUCAAAGAAUGUCGUUUUCGAAGUACAACGUGAGCUGUCUCAACGAUUACUCCGGUCUGCCCUCUCCUAACCCGCUUAGAAGGCCGAGGCAGAAUUCGGUGUUCGUUGGUAGUUCGACAAUGGCAUUUAUGAAUCCGCCGCGACGUGUAAAAUCCGCAAUCGACAUACAGCAUUUAGUUUUAAACGAGUAUAGUCCGACAUCAUCGAGUUGCAAUUCAAUGUUACCCAUGGCAGCCUCACAUCGCGAUCGCAAGCCGUCUGUCAGCAUCGAAAGGCCCGGACGCCGAAAACCGUCAAUUGCAACGUCAAUAUCAUCCUAUGGAAGGAACCGGAGACCUUCGUGUUGUGGCGAUAGACCUCUGUUUGGGCGCCAUCGUAAUUUUAUUAGUUUUGAUCAACCUAUAUUAAGCUUCGAUCGUAGAAGAUCGGUCGCGACCGAAAGACCUUCUUGUAUCGUGCAUCAACCGACCGUCAGCUUUGAAACGCCGAGCGAAUCUUUGGAGGCGCCAUUCCUUGUGGUGGAACCUCCUCCCUCGACGGCAAACAGUUAUUCAACAUCAGUAGUAAACCCAUCGACGCCAUUUAGAAAAACGUCAUUUAGCUUCGAGCAGCCAACUGUUAACGUAGAAAGAACUAAGCAACCCAGAAUGGCAACAAGCUUAGACAUCAACGUCAACGCCAUCAGCUUCUCUCGGCGAUCGUCGAUGCCGGAUCCAGACCGAUCAUCCCCCGUUAGCAUCACGUUUGACGAAACUAAAAUCACCGCACCGCUUCUUGAAGGACUUAAAAGUUCCGAUGUGUGAUGGCUAAUACUAAUAAUUUGUCGAUUGCGUUCUUUGUUUAUGUUAAUAUGGCUACACAUAUCUAAUCUAAAUUUAAAAUACACAAAAAGCGUUGUCUCAUUUUGCAAUUACUUAAAAUAAAUUGACGUUGAAUGUGUUCAAAAACAACUUCACCCAUCGCUAAACAAAGUGCACGGAUGUUAAUAUUCAAGUUUGUUUGUGACGCUGAUCAAUUAUAGCCUGUAGUAGAUGUCCUAAAACAACGCUAUUCCACAACAGUAAAUGCCUUUGAGGAGUGUCUUAUGUCAACUUGGCUCCCCUCUAUUUUGCAUAUUUAUUACUCAAAUUGAAAAAGAAUAAUUUAAGAAAUGAAGUAACUUUUUACCCUUCACAUUUUAUUGUAAGGCAAAGCUUUAAGUAGUGAUCGUAAACAGUCAGUUAUUCUACAAACUGAAAACUUCUUGACUGAAUUCGUCUAUUUUCAUACUAGAUAGCUAGAAAUUGACGUUUCUGUUAAUAAUCGGGGCAAUAAAUGGGUAGAUCAAUUAUUCUUUAAGCUCAAAGAUAUAUUUUCGUUAUAUUGAAAUAUAAAUAUCAAAAAAUUGUAGUUGAUUUGAAUUUAAGUGUGAUUAAACAAAAUUUUUAUAUUUAUAUUUGUAAUACGGUUUUGUAAACUUAACAUACAUAGGAAGGAUAGUGGUUGUAGCACAAAUUCAACGUGUAGAUUAAAUUUGCAUGGAUUUGAGAAACACAGCAGCAAGUGCAAUUUCUUAAAGAUAAAACUGGCAUUAUUCCAUCCGGUUUGUACAAUUAUAAGGUUACAUACGUCUAUUAGCUCAAAUGAAAUUCAUGUAACUAUGUUUGAAAUGUAAAAUGUGAUAUAUUUAUAAUGGCUUUACAGGACCAAUGAACGAUACGUUUUUCAAUUUGUAUUUUUACUAUUACAGCUAGACGUUUGUUUAACUGCCGACCGUUUCUAUUUCCCCCCCUAUGAAAAUAACGAAUUGAAUAACGUAGCUGUAAAUUUUAAACUGCAGUAGAUGUACAAAAUAUCAAUACUAAAUUUAAAGUUACUUCUUUUGGGACCUAACCUAGAUAAUAUCGUAGAAAUUACUACUUACACUAUUUCUAGUUUCUAUUGUAUGAAUUGUUUAGGGAAGUGUAUAUUUUAGACCAAGUAUAGCAAAGAGAAAACUUUUAAUACAUGAACCAACAUAUGCUAAUAACCAUAUUAUCGCAUAACACUAUAUAUUGUUACAAAUAAUAAAUGUGUUACAUAAUG